Messenger RNA from Recurvomyces mirabilis, 1470 nucleotides. RefSeq lists its product as uncharacterized. Gene Ontology annotation, biological process: peptidyl-lysine monomethylation. The record is from RefSeq and is a predicted model, not a curated record. The transcript is spliced from 4 exons. NCBI's taxonomy places the organism in Eukaryota, Fungi, Ascomycota, Dothideomycetes, Mycosphaerellales, Teratosphaeriaceae. The coding region runs from base 1 to 1470 and encodes 489 amino acids. Gene Ontology annotation, molecular function: protein-lysine N-methyltransferase activity.
AUGAUCCGCAGUGGCAAAGCAGCAGGAUGGCUCUCGCUGCCCGACGAAGCACUGUUGCCUUGGGCCAUGCUCUACGAUGUGGCGUUCCACUACGUCGUACCAGGUGUGACUACCGGCAAAGGCGGAGCUCUUCUGGCGAGCGAAGAUUUCUCAAGCGAUAAUGAUCGAGACAGCCACGUGACGUUGUUGACGGUGCCUCGAGAUCUAAUAUUGUCGCUGGAGCGGGUCCUGGAGCAUAGCAAGGUAGACAGGGACUUCCGUGAAGUGCUCGAGCAGCUGGGCGACUUUGGCAGGACGCCUCGUGGUGCCAUCCUCCUCUGUCUUCUCGUACAAGCAUCUGUGUCCUGUCCACAUCUUGCGGAGCGUGUAGGCGUCCACAGCCCGUUCACAGACUAUGUCAAGUCCUUGCCUCUUGAGCUCUUACCUACAUUCUGGAAUCCAGAGGAGUUACAGCUUCUCGUUGGCACUACUCUGGCGCCAGCCGUGGCCUCGAAGCUCCGUAGUCUACGACGAGAAUACGAUAUGCUAUGUGAAGUAGCACAACACACAAGAUGGUACAGAAUAGUAUCGAGCUUCCUGGACUUCGACGACUGGCAGCAGGUCGAUGCAAUGUAUCGAUCCCGAGCACUCGACUACCCCAACAUAGGCCAUUGCAUGGUCCCUUGCGUCGAUCUAGCAAACCAUUCUGCUGGGGAAGCGACAGUGGCUAUCUACGAAAAAGAUGACGACGGUAACGCUUGCCUACUUCUCCGAGGCGGGAAGUCGGCGAGAGAAGGUGAAGAGGUGACCGUUACUUACGGAGACGAGAAAGGCGCAUGCGAGAUGCUUUUCUCCUAUGGCUUUCUGGAACAGGAUCGUACAUCGGCUGAAACUUUGUUCUUGAGCUUGACCAUACCUGAUGAUGAUCCCUAUCGAACAGCCAAGACUACAGUAGCAGACUGCGCGCCUGGGUUCAAGCUUGUUGAUGCUGGCGGUGGCAAGAUAGAGUGGACUGGUGACUUCAUCUGGCUGCUGUGCGUGAAUGCGGAAGACGGGCUCCGAUUUGAGCUUGCUCGUACUGUAGAUAGCGAGGACGAUGAAAUGCAUGCAUUCUUUGGCGAGCACGAGAUUACAAGAGGAGCCGGACAGAUUCAUGAUCUGCUCGGCCAGAGCGAGAUGUGGGAAGUGUAUCGCCUUCGAGCCGUGGCGAUUCUGCAGCAGAGAGUCUUUGCCCAGAUGCAAGUGCUGUAUAGUUCGCAGGAAGACGUGGAGGCUGUAGCACACGGCGCAGGCUCGGAUAUCAGAUCAAAGUGUUACGAGCAGGCGAUGCAGCUCGGGAGGCUUGAGUUCGAGCUGCUGGAGAAUGCCUAUGAGGAAUUCGAGCGACAGAAAGUUGAACUUGCGGAGACGGAGUGCGUGAAGAAAUACCUGGCCACCAUGGCUGUGGAUGACGAUGCACCAGGUCGAGAUGUCGCAGAAGACUUCUCCUAG